AUGAGCACCGUGUCCGCCCUCAUGAGGCCAUCUCAACUGGCCCUCAUCAACAAAGAUGUUCUACUAAGCAAGGAAACUACAACUUCACAAAAUCUGACCUUCGGUCGAGAGUCAUUGACUCAUCGGCACUCAAGUAGUCGCCUCGGGUCAUCAGAUGCCAUGGAAGUGCUUAGGAACGAGACUUCGCAGAAUUCAUUCAGCGAUGAUUCUGAUCAUCCCUCUACCAAGAAGCAGAAGUUGGAACAUGCGAGACCUGAACCUACUGUCAACACACGCUCCUCUGGUUUGGAGAGAAUACUCGCAAAAAUUUCUCCAACUGUCCUGCCAGCAAUCAAUUCAGCGGUCGGCGAGCAUGAUACCCAGACUGACAACACAGGGGAGCUUGUUCGACUCCAGCGAGAACUUGUUGCAGCCAACUCCAAGAUCGCUUUCCAGGAACAGGAACUUGCCCAGACACGCGUGAUCAAACAUACCUUGGAUCAAGCUCUGGGUACCCCCUCGGAAGCGGAUUUCGGUGGCCGUGAGAUCACCGAGCAGACCAUAAGCCAUCUACAGAAUGCUUUCAAUGCUUCAAACCCUGCAUUCGGUCAGUUUCAGGAUGCAUGGAACCCCCAGGAGGAUUCUCAGUCCGACAUUUCCGAUGCACUGUCUGCUGGAGCCUAUAAUCGUACCCGAGGACUAUGGAAUCAGCAAGGUCAAGUACCCUUUGGAGUAACUGCGAACGAUACCCCCUUUGAUAAAUCUUACAGUGAAACCUUUCAGGGUGCGAAUCAAGUCACCCAGGACACGAAUCGAUUUUGGGGUGGCGCGACGGCUUACCCUGCCUUUACACCCCAGGGACCCUUGCCAGCCCAAAGAGUGUUAUCGGGGCCCUCAGCAAGCACGUACAGCUUCUAUUCCAGGCCUGUAGUCGAACAGGCUCGUUAUACCCAAGCUCCAAAUCCUGGAAAUCGUCGCUCUAUUACCCAAGGAAGCCGCCCGGGCUCUUUUAUCUCUACUCAGCCUAAUGCUUGGGGCACUGUCAUUCCAAUAUCCCCCGCGGAACCUGUUCCCAAAUCUCCCUCCUCGCCUACCUCAAGACCCUCGAGUACAUUUCAAUCCAUUGGAAUAUACCAAAUGCCGCCCUAUCCUCCACGACCAAUGCCAACUGCUCUGUCGCCAACAGCUACGGAGUUUACCGCUGGGAACCCGAAUUCGUCCCCUUGGACAAAUUCACCUCCCGGAGGAACCUCUUUACAGACGUAUGUGUCGCCACUUGAGCCUCUCAACUACCGACGUCUCCUAGAUAAGAACGUCUCGUGCGACUGGAAGUACAUCGUGGACAAGAUUAUCUGCAACAAUGACCAGCAAGCAUCUAUUUUUCUACAGCAGAAGCUAAAAGUCGGCACAACAGAGCAAAAAUAUGAGAUAAUUGAAGCGAUCGUGAGCCAAGCCUAUCCAUUGAUGGUGAAUCGGUUUGGAAACUUUCUUGUUCAGCGCUGUUUCGAACACGGAACAUCUGAGCAAAUUGUUGCCAUCGCAAAUGCAAUCAGAGGCAAUACUCUCAGUCUGAGCAUGGAUCCAUUCGGCUGCCAUGUCAUUCAGAAAGCUUUCGACUGUGUCCCAGAGGAGCAUAAGGCUGUCAUGGUACAUGAGCUUCUUCGACGGAUCCCAGAAACCGUUAUUCAUCGAUACGCCUGCCAUGUCUGGCAAAAGCUCUUUGAACUGAGAUGGACCGGAGAGCCCCCUCAAGUCAUGACCAAGGUGAACGAAUCUUUGCGCGGGAUGUGGCAUGAAGUUGCUUUGGGGGAGACGGGAAGCUUGGUUGUUCAAAAUAUUUUUGAAAACUGCGUUGAGGAAGAGAAGCGACCGGCAAUCGAAGAGGUUCUGGGAAAAGUCGAUGUUCUAGCCCAUGGACAAUUCGGUAACUGGUGCAUUCAGCAUAUUUGUGAACAUGGCGCCCCUCAUGAUAAAAGUCGCGCCAUUGAGCAUGUUAUUCAUUAUGCAGUCGACUAUAGCAUGGAUCAGUUUGCAUCAAAGAUCGUCGAAAAAUGUUUGAAGAUUGGGGGCUCAGAAUUUCUAGAUCGCUAUCUUACUCGAGUCUGUACUGGGCGUACUGAUCGGCCUCGGAUGCCUUUGAUUGAUACUGCCGGUGAUCAGUAUGGCAAUUAUUUAAUCCAAUGGAUUUUGAUGAACGCUGCACCACAUCAACGCGAGCUCGUUGCUAGUCACAUCCGGAAGCACAUGGUAUCCCUUCGUGGUUCGAAAUUUGGCUCACGCGUCGCCAUGCUUUGCUGCAACCCAUCUCACGCUACACGCCCUGGGCCUGGAACUGGCAUCCAAAUUGGGCGAUUCAAUCAUUUCAACGAAGACAGAUUUUCUUCUGCAAACCAAAACGGAGGCCGCUUUAGCCGCGGGAGUCAAUGGAAUACGAACUAUGCACCUUUUCGUUAA
Messenger RNA from Penicillium angulare, 2433 nucleotides. RefSeq names its product Pumilio-family RNA binding repeat-containing protein. Gene Ontology annotation, biological process: post-transcriptional regulation of gene expression. Gene Ontology annotation, cellular component: cytoplasm. Gene Ontology annotation, molecular function: mRNA 3'-UTR binding. The record is from RefSeq and is a predicted model, not a curated record. Bases 1 to 2433 code for a protein of 810 amino acids. NCBI's taxonomy places the organism in Eukaryota, Fungi, Ascomycota, Eurotiomycetes, Eurotiales, Aspergillaceae. The transcript is spliced from 7 exons.